Molecule: messenger RNA, 1126 nt
Organism: Glycine soja
Lineage: Eukaryota; Viridiplantae; Streptophyta; Magnoliopsida; Fabales; Fabaceae
Product: 60S ribosomal protein L13a-4
Exons: 4
Coding region: 100-720 (206 amino acids)
Biological process (GO): translation; negative regulation of translation
Cellular component (GO): ribosome; cytosolic large ribosomal subunit
Molecular function (GO): structural constituent of ribosome; mRNA binding
Source: RefSeq, a predicted model, not a curated record
ACGAUCCAAAAUAUCAUACUUCUCGUAUCCCCAACCCUCAACCCCAACAAAGCAAGAGAAGUAGGGUUUUUGUGCUUGGCAAAAGAAAGAGAAGAGAAGAUGGUGUCAGGUUCGGGGAUCUGCGCGAAGCGCGUGGUGGUGGACGCCCGGCACCACAUGCUGGGUCGGCUCGCCUCGAUUGUGGCAAAGGAGCUGCUGAACGGACAAAAAGUGGUGGUCGUGCGAUGCGAAGAGAUUUGCAUCUCCGGUGGUCUGGUGAGGCAGAAAAUGAAGUACUUGAGGUUCCUCCGCAAACGCAUGAACACCAAGCCUUCCCACGGCCCCAUCCACUUCCGCGCACCCUCCAAGAUCUUCUGGCGCACCGUUCGUGGAAUGAUACCACACAAGACAAAGCGUGGGGAAGCCGCUCUCGCUCGUUUGAAGGUUUAUGAGGGAAUUCCUCCUCCAUAUGACAAGAUAAAGAGAAUGGUUGUUCCAGAUGCUCUGAAGGUGUUGAGACUUCAGAAAGGACACAAGUACUGCAUACUGGGCAGGUUGUCAUCUGAAGUUGGAUGGAGCUACUAUGAUACCAUCAGGGAGCUAGAAAAGAAGAGAAAGGAAAAGGCACAAUUGGUUUAUGAGAGAAAGAAGCAGCUCAACAAAUUAAGGGUGAAAGCCGAGAAGGUUGCUGAAGACAAGCUCGGUUCCCAACUUGAUAUUCUUGCUCCAGUCAAGUACUGAGUAGUCUAUGUUUUAAAAUUUUUUUAUGCAACUUAUACCCAAUUGAAACUACCUUUCAGUUUUGCUUGUUAUUGGCUAUGAAGUAUUGACACCGAUACGGACACCGGACACGGACACGUUGACACCUGUAAUGUCCAAAAUAUUGAACGUAGUAUGGGUGUUGUGUCCGUGUUGGACACUGACACGGACGUGGGUCGGACAUCGGACACGACAAAGGGCUGAGGUGUCCGUGCUUCAUAGGUUAUUGGAUCAUCAUAUCAUAGAUUUGAUAUCUGAUAACUUUGGAAGCUGUUUUUAUUUAACUGGGCUUUGUAGAAAUUUUAUUUAUGUCAUCUCAUCAAGAAAACUUCCAUUGCCUUGAAUCAAUGAUGUUCACAAUCACAGUUGACGUCUUUCUACUGAGUAA